Messenger RNA from Macrobrachium nipponense, 1104 nucleotides. RefSeq lists its product as uncharacterized. The transcript is spliced from 5 exons. The record is from RefSeq and is a predicted model, not a curated record. NCBI's taxonomy places the organism in Eukaryota, Metazoa, Arthropoda, Malacostraca, Decapoda, Palaemonidae. Bases 76 to 951 code for a protein of 291 amino acids.
AGUUUCCAACCAGUGAACGCGGGAACAACAAGCAUAUAGGCCGAUGGUCUUCGUUGGGGUCUCCAGGCUAUAGACAUGGAGAAGAAAUUACUUUCCCCCUCAUUUUUUCUCCUCGUGCUGACUACGAUGGAUAUGCUGAUGUUUGCAAAGGCAGUGAUGCAAUACAGAGCUCGGGUCUCCAAGGCCAAAUUGACCACAAGCGGCUUCAGGGUGGAGGAAGUCAGCGUCACCUCGCCCCUGAUGUGCGCGAUCCAGGCCAACAUGAGACCCUGGAGCAAACUGAUGUGCAUCAGCGAGACCGUCCCCAUCAGCUGCCUGUUCAGUGAAAUGAAACUCGCGGCCCUGUCGGACGAUAACUCGACCGAUACUGUCACCUGCAUGACCUCCUUCACUCCAUCAGCCUGUGUUCUGAACACCACCGUGGCCUACAAUCCUGGGGAAAUCUUCAUCAAUGGCUGCGACCCCAAAAUUUGCCAAGAUGCACAAAUUAAACCUUAUGACUUAGGUAAUAUCGAAGGGAGGACUUGCACCGCCCCCUUCCUCAACAUCCCCUACGUCGGCUGCCUCUAUCUGGACUUCACCCAGAGGUCUUGGUGUCAGGCCCAGUCGAUAUGCGCCAACAUGGAAGCCAGGCUGAUCGUACCGGCAGACUUCACUGAGAUGCAGAUAUACUUGCUGGCUGUUGCUCUCUUCCAGGACGUGUGGGUCGGUGUGAGGUCCCGUGCAUGGCUGAACGGCAAUCCGGUCACCAGUAGCCAGUGGUGGCCUGGCUACCCGAGCGGCGCAGCAACUGACUGCGGUAAGAUGACCUUUGGCUUCAGCGGUUUGUUGCCCACCUACAAAGUCAAAGAUGAAUCCUGCUACACCCCACAUGCAGUUGCCUGUUAUCGCCCAAAUGCCCCUGUUUGUCAGCUGUCUUUACUCCAGUGCGCAGCCCUGAUGCUGGGAUGAAGCGGGUCGAGAAUUUAGGAGGUCUGGUGUCUUGGAGGCUCAUGGUGAUAGACUUGAGCAUUCAUCUACAAAGAGCUCGGAAAGGUCUUUGAGUAGAUCUAUGGAUAUGAGAAUUUGAGAUUGUAUUGGUAUAUUAUUGUGCAUAAAGAUCUU